ACCUAUUGCUGCUGACCGCGAAGGAUGUUGGCGGUAGCCAGCCUCUAUGCAGAGAGAAUAGCAUGCGCAUUUCGUCGAGGGAGCCACGAGUACCAGGACCAUGACCAGAAAACGAAAAUGCCAUGACAGUGCUUCCAAUCACCGACCGACCAAAAUCUCCAAAACAUCCAAUCAGACAAUCGCUCUCGGAAAUACAAAAUUACCAGAAGUUCAACCAACACCAGACGCGGUCCAUCAUGCACUGCUAUCUUCCUUCUACCCCAAGGUCUGUACCUUAAGGGUCUUCCUGUCGACAUAUCUGCCCUCUACUUCUCGCGUCCGCCGUCGGAAGUUGUCCCUUUUUGGACAGCAAGAUGAUGAAUGUCUCCUCGACACCUGCCUCGUCGGCAUUCUGAACGAGCCGUCAGUUGCUCUGAAGCAAGCACGCAAAGUCGAUUUCCUUACCUUUACACAAUGUCAACAACGUGCAACUGGUGCUCAUAGCAAUCGCACCCAACAGUGUUGCUUGAAUGAGAUUGUAGACUUUGCCAUUUGGUCGCUGUUCCGAGGAAAUUUCAGUGGUCAACGGCCACGCCACAUCCUUUGCCAUGGUCUACAGAGGGCAUCCGGGUCUGUCGAAUCCGGCCGUGUUGGCAAAGACAGCGGCGUCCUUCCGGGGAUAGUCCGCCAUCAUCCAAAUGAUAACCUGAAGAUCUUGACGUCAAGCCCCUGGACCGAAAUUUUAUCGCUUCUAGGAGAUGACGCCGAAGCCAUUGCUGCAAGCUUGUUUCUCGAUUGUGGCAUCUUCACAAGGCUUGCAAACGGUAACGGAAACUAUUUUCAAUUGAGUGGAAUUCCCAUAUCGGAAUUAAAGAACAAAGAGACAUCACAGUCCUGCAAAGAUCUUUCUUCCACAACACGGGACAACCGAAAUCGUUCAGGGUCCAAUAUUCGAUUCGUGAGGAAUCGGAUACUGUAUGCGAGACCGUCGUUGAAUAACGCUGGCAGGGUCAAAUUCGGCUUGCACCAUAUACAUGUCCUGCAAAGAUACACCGGCGUCGUCCAACCGGAUCAUAGCGUUCAUAUUGCAAAAUACAUCUUCCCACGGCAAUUUGGCCUGCACAACGUCUUCAAUUCCACCGUCGAUCCAACAGAAACAGCACAACACUUCAAAGACUAUACUCUACGUGAAGUGGAAAUUCGAGGCCAACGCAAGAAGUCUAUGACAUGGAUCCCCCGGCGGUUACGCGGCAAAGCUUUGGAGUUGGUGAGGAAAAUUCAGCGAAACCAUCACAGCUGCUCCUACAGUCAACUUCUGUGGCACCAUUGUCCCAUUGGCGACCCACCGACUAGAGCGAAUGUCAGGCCAGGACAUGAACAUGAUAUAUCCAGUUCGGAGCCAUUGGUCACUCAGAUUCCUGGGUCUAAUUUCUCAGCACAGCCAUCAAGCCCAGGCUCUGACCAUGGUGAAAAUGGGACAUCAUUUUUACCACAAGCAACUCCCGUAGCUGCAGUCUCUGCCUUUUGUCGGUCUGUCAUUGGCCGCUUGCUUCCUAACGAUGCUUGUGGGAUCGGUACGGAAGGCCGACAAAGCCAUGCAAAGCUGAUGAGAAGAAUCGACGAGUUUGUGCAGAUGCGCCGCUUCGAGAGCAUGACCUUACAUAAAGCUGUCCAGGGCAUUUCAGUAAAGGCGAUACCCUGGCUGUGCCCACCAGGGCAAGAUGGACAGAAAAUGUCCCAUUCCGACCACUCCAAACGUCUGGAACUGCUACACGAGUUCGUCUACUACAUUUUCGACUCCCUUCUGAUACCGCUCAUUCGAGCGAACUUCUAUGUUACCGAGAGCUCGGCUCACCGGAACCGAUUGUUCUAUUUUCGACACGACGUGUGGCGGAAGCUCUGCGAACCUAGCCUUGCAGUCCUCAAACUGAACAUGUACUCUGCGAUUAAGCCCAGCCAUGCUCGCCAGAAGCUACAACGUCGAACCUUGAGCUACAGUCACCUUCGGCUUCUGCCGAAGGAUCAUGGAGCGCGGCCCAUCACGAAUCUCCGGCGGCGACAGCUGAAAGUGGUUUCCGGCAGGCGAAUUUUGGGCAGCAGCAUCAAUGCUCAGCUGGGCUCGCUGUUCAGCGUCCUCAACUAUGAGCGUGUCCGGGACCCUACACCCUUGGGUUCAGCUUUACUAUCAAUUGGAGAUCUUCAUGGCCGAUUGAAACAAUUCAGAGCCCAUGUACCAGCAGGAUCGCGGUUGUACUUUGUCAAGGUCGACAUCAAGUCCUGCUUCGACAGUAUCCCACAAGAGCAUCUGUUAGCUAUGGUCAAAUCACUUUUCUCGGAAACUUCGUAUCGAAGCACUAAACAUACGGAAAUGAAAUGUCUGGACGAGGUAGGAAGGGGCGACAAGGGACCACUGAGACGACAUUAUGUGGGAUCGGCCCGCCCUGCAGACGAUACAGCAGUAUUUUCAGAACCAUCCGCAAACAGUGUCGCGAUCAGAAAACGAAAUGUAGUCUUUGCAGACACUGGGAAUCAGAAGGUCUCCACACGAGCCUCGAUAUUGAAGCUCCUUCACGAGCACGUCGGAGACAGCUUCGUCAAAAUGGGCAAGAAGUACAUGAGACAGACGAAUGGCAUCCCUCAGGGCUCGGUGCUGAGCAGUCUCCUCUGCAGCUACUUCUACGGCGCAUUCGAGCGGAAUGAGCUUGGUUUCCUAGACCCAGAGUCGUCCAUGCUUCUCAGGCUUAUUGAUGAUUUUCUCUUGGUGACCACAGACGUCCAAGUGGCAAGACGAUUCCUCGAAGUCAUGGUCAAUGGAGAUGGAAAAUAUGGUAUAGCGGUCAACGCGGAGAAAUCACUUGUCAAUUUUGACGUGUCAGUCAAAGGCCACAAGGUCCCCCGAUUACACGGCGGUAACUUUUUCCCUUAUUGUGGUCUGGGUAUUGAGAUGACAACACUAGAGUUGAGAAAAGAUCGAGGGAAAAGAGAUGCAUAUGUUAGCAAUGCGCUGACAGUCGAGACAAGCUCCCGACCUGGGAUGACGCUGAGGAGGAAGGUAUUGGCAUCGAUGAAGCUGCAGAUGCAUGCCAUGUUGCUGGAUAUGUCAUUGAACAGCAGGAAGCAAGUGAUUUCGACACUGUUGGGAAAUUUUGCAGAAUCCGCCAUGAAAAUGCAUCAAUACAUGGCCAGUAUGGGACAAGCUACUUGCUCUCGGCAGACCUUGGUCAGGAAAUUGAUCGAAGAAUUAGUGCUAGCUGCUACCAAGAUCUGCUGGGUAAAGAACAACCACAGCCGGCAAAUUACCAGAACACAGAUGUGCUGGAUUGCUGCCGCGGCCUGCGAGAGAGUGCUGUGGCGCAAACAAAGUCAAUAUAUGGAAGUAUUGGCAUGGCUGAGGACGUUGAGAAAAAGCACCGAAGACAGGAUGAACCUGGAGAAGGGGGAAUUGAGGUUACUCGUUGAAGAGAACGACAGGACAUUCCAAGGAUAUGUAUACUGAAUGAAUAGAAUAAGAGCGUUGGUCGGUUACCUACCUGAAUAAGUAAG
Molecule: messenger RNA, 3522 nt
Organism: Exophiala xenobiotica
Lineage: Eukaryota; Fungi; Ascomycota; Eurotiomycetes; Chaetothyriales; Herpotrichiellaceae
Exons: 2
Coding region: 101-3475 (1124 amino acids)
Biological process (GO): telomere maintenance via telomerase
Cellular component (GO): telomerase catalytic core complex
Molecular function (GO): telomerase RNA binding; telomeric repeat DNA binding
Source: RefSeq, a predicted model, not a curated record